This is a messenger RNA of Prorocentrum cordatum, 990 nucleotides long. The record is from the annotation of a GenBank genome assembly. NCBI's taxonomy places the organism in Eukaryota, Dinophyceae, Prorocentrales, Prorocentraceae.
AUGCACGCCAGCGGGGCGGCUCUGCAGACUGCUGGCCAGAGCGUGCUCGCCCGCGGCUCCAACGAGGACCCGCGGGACGCCGCCGCCGUGGUGGUGGCCGUCGUUGUGGUCGUCAUUGUCGGCGUGGUCUUCGUCGUGGCAAUGGGCGCCUUAGUCUGUCGCACCUCCGGCGCCCAUGGCUCCGUGAAAGCGGCCAGGGUUGCAGGUCCGGAGUUGUACAGUAUUGGCGUGCUCGUCGGUAGGCGGCUCCUGCGCCCAGGCACGCUCUGCCUCGACGCAAUGUCGCUUGAGGAUGCGCUCGCGCCGCCCAUCUCGAUUCACAUGCGCACCGUGGCAGACUGGAUGGCCCUGGGAGUGCUCAGGCGCCAGCUCGCGCGUCUAGGCAGCAAGUGCGAAGAGCUCUUCCCCGACUUCUGCGGGGCCUACGAGGCAGAGCUCAAGGUGCGUGACUGGGCCUUCAAAAACGAGGGCCUCAUUAGCGCCAGCGAGGCCUUGCUCAAGGCCGAUGCGUCCAUGCACAAGGAGGUCGUGAAGACUCGCGAGCGCGAGAGAAAGCUCAACAGGGACCUGAAGAAGGAUAACUGGCAACUCCAGCGACAGAAGCGGGCGGCGGAGGCCGAGCUGGUCCGAGGAGGGCACGUGGCCACAGGGAUCGCGGCCAACACGAAGCUGGCUCCAGUGCUCGGGGAGGCCAGCGGCACGGCCAGGUUCUUGGGCGUCCAUGCUGUCGCGACCGGCCCAGUCACGUGUCACUACUGCGGGGACGAGUGCGGCUUGGCCUCGUGUGGCGUCCUGGCCUGCGCGGGCGGCGGGGCGCCAUUUUUCCAGAGCGUCAGCUCGGUCGUCGCACGCGGGAGCUUUGCCAAGGCCGUGGGCGGCGAGCUCCCGCAGUCGCUCGUUAACAUAAUCCCAGACCCUUCGCGCCCGUGUCACUACGCGUGCAUCAGGCGGGCGCCUGCCGUCGUCGACCUCGCCGGCGGCUCGGCCUGA